This is a messenger RNA of Pieris macdunnoughi, 576 nucleotides long. NCBI's taxonomy places the organism in Eukaryota, Metazoa, Arthropoda, Insecta, Lepidoptera, Pieridae. The record is from the annotation of a GenBank genome assembly.
AUGGCUGCGACGCAGGCUGAGUCUCAGCGAAGUGAAGCGACCGUAGAUCAGAGUCCAUCGGAGCAGCUCAGUGAAUCUCGGAACGCUCUGUUACAAAACGGCACAGAUAAGUCCGUCGGGCGCGUUCCGCUCGAUGGCGUUGUGAAUACUAAGAGUAAAUCGCCUAUGUCUGUCGAAGCGGGCCAGCCUCGAGACGGAGGCGAAGCGCCAGGUCACGAUCGGCCUGGUGCCGAUCAGUACGGGGCCUACAGGUAUCCAGAAGGCGCCGACCCGUAUUACUCACCUAGGCCAGGCUUCCCUGGCAAGCCUAGGCCGCCUCAACAACAAAGAUUCUUUCCGGGCCAAGCUGUAUCGCAAGCACCAGGCCCUACGCCAACUUUGAACUCUUUAUUGCAAUCUAGUGGCGUGCCACCGCACCGUUAUCCAAACAAUUAUGAUCAGCCACAGGGUGCCUAUGGCCCCACUCCAGGCUGGCCGCCUCCGCGACCUAUGCCUCCAUACAACCCACAAGGGGGACCAUAUAGGAAUUCAACAGUAAGUGCUUAUUUAUUUAAGUUCACAUUCUUCAAUGUUUAA